Messenger RNA from Anneissia japonica, 1369 nucleotides. RefSeq lists its product as uncharacterized. Lineage: Eukaryota; Metazoa; Echinodermata; Crinoidea; Comatulida; Comatulidae. The transcript is spliced from 2 exons. The record is from RefSeq and is a predicted model, not a curated record. Bases 674 to 1369 code for a protein of 231 amino acids.
UAUCAGUAUGCCUAUACCUAUCUUUUUGAUCUUCCUCAUCUGUUUCUAAAAUUUAUGGAUGUAUAUAUCAAAUAAUUAUUUCACUUUUAAUUAACAUAAUAGCAGCAUGGGUGUUGUGAAAUAUAAUAGAUUAUAAAGAGUUAAACGUACUACAAGAGAGUUUCCUUUCCAGUUUAAUUUUGAUUAUUUCUAUACACUACAGUGACCAGAAUGCGGACUGGACAAUCUGGGGAUAUAAGGGUUCAGAAGAAUAAAGAUGUCUCCCAACAGCCCUCAAGGGUCAAUGUGGAUUUAGAAAGGAGCUCCUCCCCUCCAGAAGCUGUGCCUCAGCCACCAUCACCUGUGGAUGUUGAUUUAGUAAGGAGCCCCUCUCUUCCAGAAGCUGUCUCUCAGCCACCAUCACCUGUGGAUGUUAAUUUAGAAAGGAGCCCCUCUCUUCCAGAAGCUGUCUAUCAGCCACCAUCCCCUGUGGAUGUUGAUUUAGAACGGAGCCCCUCCCCUCCACCAGAAGCUGUCUCUUGGCCACCAUCACCUGUGGAAAUAGAUAUAUAGAGGAGCCCCUCCCCUCUCGAAGCUGUCGUUCAGCCAUCAUUUCCUGUAGAUAUGGAUUUAGGAAGAGGCCCCUCGUCUCCAGCCAAUUUAAGAAAAGGUUCAGUCAAGUCUAGAAACAUUUAUGAAAACGAAAUCAACUGAGAAGCAAGCACCGCCAACAUUACCUCCUGCAAAAACAAUUAAAAGAUCGCUUGAUGCUAACCAUAUUUCAAUUACCUCAACCACUGAAGAGGAAGCAUCUGCAACAUCCAUCCCUGACACUAUGCCAGAUAUUCCUAACGAGCCAAACCAACCAAGAAAUAUUACAUUUGAGCCCAGACUAUACGGGAAAAAGAAGCAAAGAUUUCAACCAUCUUGGUUUGACACUUAUCCUUGGUUGCACUAUAGAGAACAUAACAACUCAGUAUUGUGCCAUUUAUGUGUUAGAGCAGACAUAGAUAGAAAAUUGUUUACAGCUCGAAAUAAAGAGGCUGCUUUCUUAAAAUAUGGCUUCGCGAAUUGGAAAAAGGCGUUAGAUUGCUUUGAAAGCCACGAAAAAUCUACUUGUCAUCAACUAGCAGCAGAAUCCGUCGUUAUAUUACCUAACGUAUGUAAAGAUAUCGGAGAAACCAUCUCGAGAGCCCAUCAAGAGACAAAAUUGGCGGCUCGCAAAAAUGUUGCCAAGAUUGUUCAAAAUCUAAGAUUUCUAGGGAGACAGGGUUUAGCCGUGCGAGGAGAUUCGGAUAAGAACGAGGAAAAUUCAAAUUUUAAUAAACUUUUCAGGUUAAAAGCUCUUGAUGACCCAACAAUGAAUGAGUGGCUUGAGAAAAAAAAUUAA